CGUAACGGGCUUUAACAACAAGGAAGUGGCUGGGCUAGCCAGAGGACUGCUACAAACAUGGCACCGAGUGGGUUGAAGGCGGUUGUAGGAGAAAAAAUCCUUAAUGGGGUUAUUAAGAGUGUGAAGAAGGAUGGAGAAUGGAAGGUUCUUAUUGUGGAUCACAUGAGCAUGCGAAUUCUGUCCUCCUGCUGCAAGAUGUCUGACAUUUUGGCAGAGGGUGUGACCAUUGUGGAGGACAUCAACAAACGUAGGGAGCCCAUCUCUAGUUUGGAGGCCAUUUAUUUGAUUUCCCCUGUGGAGAAGUCUGUUCGUGCUCUCAUUAACGACUUCAGAGAUGCUGCCCUUACUUACAAAGCAGCACAUAUCUUCUUCACUGACACUUGUCCAGAUGGUCUCUUUGCUGAAAUUGGGAGAUCAAGAGUUGCCAAGGUCGUCAAGACUUUAAAAGAGAUCAAUGUUGCUUUUCUGCCAUAUGAGUCUCAGGUGUUCUCACUGGAUGACCCAACCUCCUUGCACACCUUCUAUAGUUCUAAACCAAGCGGAGACAGAGACAAAAUGAUGGAAAAUCUGGCAGAGCAGAUUGCGACCCUGUGUGACACGCUUAAGGAGUACCCUGCAGUCCGUUACCGCAAGGGACCAGAGGAGAAUGCUAGACUGGCCGAGGAGGUCCACCAGCGCCUUAUAGCUCACAAAGCUGACAACCCAAGUAUGGGAGAGGGUGCAGAUAAGGCACGGUCCCAGCUAUUGAUUGUCGAUCGUGCGUUUGAUCCCAUCUCUCCAAUUCUACAUGAGUUGACCUUCCAGGCAAUGGCCCAUGACUUGCUUGAUAUUAAACAGGACAUCUAUACUUAUCAGACAACUGGCAUUGGGAAUUCAAAAGAGAGAGAAGUGUUACUGGAUGAAGAUGAUGAGCUCUGGGUGCAGCUCCGACAUAUGCACAUCGCAGAUGUUACUAAGAAGGUGACAGAGCUUCUUCGCAACUUUUGUGAGAGCAAGAGGAUGUGCACUGACAAUGCCAACAUAAAGGAUCUCUCUCAGAUAUUAAAGAAGAUGCCUCAGUAUCAGAAGGAACUGAGCAUGUACUCUACUCACUUGCACCUAGCUGAAGCUUGUAUGAAGAAAUUCAAGACCUCUCUUGAUAAGCUUUGUGAAGUGGAACAGGACCUGGCAAUGGGAGCAAAUGCAGAAGGGGAAAUUGUAAAAGAUGCCAUGAAGAGCAUUGUUCCUGUGCUCCUUGACAAAGAAAUCGAGGCCUAUGACAAAAUCCGCAUCAUACUGCUCUACAUAUUCCACAAGAAAAAAGGCAUCGGGGAGGAGAACCUUGCCAAGCUCAUCCAGCAUGCAAACAUACAGGCUGACAGCAACAUCAUUACCAAUCUGCAGAACCUGGGCUGUAGCAUUAUAGCUGGGGGCCGCAAUUCUGGGAAAACACUGCCUGAGCGGAAAGAGCGCACGGAGAGCACAUACCAGCUUUCUAGAUGGACACCCAUCAUCAAAGAUAUCAUGGAGAAUGUCAUAGAGGACAAACUGGACAAGAAGCAAUGGCCAUUCAUUUCUGAUCCUGCUCCUAUCAAUACAACUCGAACUGAAGUCAGCAGUGCACGUUUUGGACAAUGGCACAAAAGUAAAUCUCCAGUGGAAUAUCGCUCUGGGCCUCGGCUUAUUAUAUUUGUGAUUGGUGGGGUGUCGCACUCAGAGAUGCGUUCUGCUUAUGAAGUCACUCGAGCCACUGAUGGGAAAUGGGAAGUUCUGAUUGGAUCAUCUCACAUCCUGACUCCGACCAGCUUCCUUAAUGAUCUGAAGAGUCUGGACCAAGUUCCUAAUCCUGAUUGUUAGACUGUUUAUAUCUUGAACAGGUAGCACACUGGAAUGAGGGUUUGCUCUUUUCAUUUAACAUAAGUGGUUGCUGCUCUUCUUUCACAGCAGCUCUGACAUGAAACCUGAAGAGAAAUUUUAGAUGUAGCCAUGGAAGGACGCCUUCACAAAUCUUUAUUUCAUUUUAGAAUGCUCUUUUUAUUGUUUGAUGUGACUUGGAUUCUGUGUACUGCUUGAAAUUGCCUUAAAUAUUUAAUUAGACAUUAUUAUUUUACCAUUCUGAAUCAAUCUUAUUUUUGUUACUAUAUAUUUGCCUGAUUUGCAUAAUUGCAUGUAUAAAAUGCAUUACUUCUUCAGAACUGGGUCAUCACUUAUCAGAAGUUUUAUUCAAGUAUAGUGUAGAUGUAUGUAAGCCAGUAGCAGUAUGUAUGGUAUACUCAAUGACAUAAAUGUCUAAUACCCUUUUCCCUCUAGUACCCGAUCGCUGCUGGGAAGUUUAAUCUCAGACAAAAUGUCUUACCUGCUGUCUUAUGAUAUCUUGCAUAUUUACAUUAAUAUAUUGCUGGGAUUGAGUGGUGGGUGUUUGUUUCUUUGUUAAAAGUGAAUAAUAAAAGAAACUUAAUAUUCAGUCUAAAUUGUCUUGUGUGUAGUAUAAUACCACUCUUGUGUUGUAGUAUAAUGUAGACUGUCAAUUGCCUAAAAAGUUAUUGUGUAAUAAAACUAAUCCUCAACUUGUUGUCCACACACAAGCUUUCUUAUUUGCUAGUCCCAA
This is a messenger RNA of Monopterus albus (swamp eel), 2587 nucleotides long. RefSeq names its product syntaxin binding protein 2 (gene stxbp2). Bases 58 to 1836 code for a protein of 592 amino acids. The record is from RefSeq and is a predicted model, not a curated record. Lineage: Eukaryota; Metazoa; Chordata; Actinopteri; Synbranchiformes; Synbranchidae. Gene Ontology annotation, biological process: vesicle-mediated transport. The transcript is spliced from 19 exons.